AUGGCUUCGUCGAUGGGCAAGAACAUCGGUGUUACCGGCGCGGAUCACUGCCUGCUGAUUCUGCCGUUGUUCCAUAGUCAACGCGAUCUGCGUCAGCGUCCUGACGCCCUUGCUUGUCGGCGGACAGGUGAGUGUCACCGGGAAGUUCUCGGUUUCGAGAUUCUUCGACGACGUUGCGCGGCUUCGCCCCACGUAUUUCUCGGCGGUGCCGGCAAUCUACGCGAUGCUGACCUCGCAGCCGGAAGACGCCUCGAUCAAUACGUCAUCUUUGAGAUUUGCCGUGUGCGGUGCGGCGCCGAUCAGCAAGGAACUCCUCGAACGCGCGGAGCAGCGUUUCGGUUUCGUGAUCGUGGAGGGUUACGGACUCACCGAGGGACCUGUGCGUCGGCCUGUAAUCCUGUGGAGGGCCUGCGCAAACUGGAGCACGGUCGGCCCGGCGUUGCCCGGCCAGCAGAUUGCCAUUCUUGCCGAGGACGGAACCUUGCUCCCGUCGGAACUGCCGGAGAGGUGGUCAUCAAGGGCGGCAACGUGAUGCGUGGCUAUCUGGGCAAGCCGGAGGAGACCGCGAAGACCGUCAAGGGAUGUGCUUUCGAGGCCGCCGUCAUCGGCGCUCCGCACCAGGUCUACGGAGAGGUGCCAGUUGCCUAUGUCGUUGCCUACCCCGACGCGCCCGUCACCGAAGGCGAACUGCUCGAACAUGUCACGGCCUUGCUCACCCGAGUAAAGGUGCCAGUGGCGAUCUACGUCGUCGAUACGCUUCCCGAAACCCGCACAACUCGACGACGUGCGUCGAGUCGAUCCGUCAUGCCCACAUUCCGUAUUUCAGGGAGCACAUCGCGGGAUUCAAAGAAGGAAACUUCCUCCCGUCGAUCCGGCAACCUUCAUGGACAAGCCGUUCUCGAGCGUCUGCGUGACAUGUCCACGCACUGGGUGGAUUACGGCUUCGGUACACCGAAGAUGGUCCACACCGUCUACAUCAUGAAACUGUUGUUCCUCUACCUGGCAGCUGGAACAGCCGUUGCCACUUUGACUUCCGGCCUCUCGUGGUUCGACAUCGGAUCAUGGUGGAACCAGCCGAUCGUCUACCAGAAACUCAUCAUCUGGACGAUGAUGCUCGAAAUCCUGGGCCUGGCAGGGUCUUGGGGUCCAUUGGCCGGCCACUUCAAACCGAUGACCGGUGGAGUUCUCUACUGGAUCCGCCCCGGCACGAUUCGCCUUCCACCGUGGCCGGGCAAGGUGCCGCUCACCUCGGGUGACACCCGCACGGUGUUCGACGUCUUCAUCUACGUCGCCGUAGUCGCCAAUCUUCUUGUUGCCGCGGUUCUUCCGGCGUUCACACCGCAGGAAUCGAUUCGGCAAUCGCCGACAAUGCCGGACUGUGAGCAGUACCUGCCGGCGAUCUUCUUCUUCACGUUCCUGCCCUUCGUCGACAUGAUUUUGGCGCUCAAACUGCUGAUCGUCAUGGUGUGGAUCGGUGCCGGUGUCUCGAACAAUACGCCGUGGAUCCCGUCGAAGAAGAUCAAGCGUGCGCACUACCGGAAUUUCCCGGAGGAUCUGCGACCCUCGCACCUCGGCGGCGGGGUCGCACACGUGGCCGGAACGAUGGUCGAAAUCGUCACCCCGUUGAUACUGCUGUUCUCGACGAACAAGACACUCACCAUCCUCGCCGUGAUCCUCAUGGUCGGAUUCCAUCUCUUCAUCGCGUCGACCUUCCCGCUGGCCGUUCCGCUGGAAUGGAAUCUUCUGUUCGCUUACGCCUCGGUCUUCCUGUUCCUGGGCUUCCCGGCGUGGGACGGCUACGGCCUCGGCGCCAUGUCUUCACCCUGGAUCACAGCGGGAAUUAUUGCAGCCCUUGCUUUCUUCCCCAUUCUCGGAAACCUUCGGCCCGAUCUGGUGUCGUUCCUGCCGUCGAUGCGUCAGUACGCCGGGCAACUGGGCAUCCGCGACUACAUCAAGCGUCCGUCGCCGGAUACGCGUAAUCAGUUGAUGACGAUGUACCCCGAAGAUGUGUCCGAUGUCGUUCUGCAUCAGCUGUUGGGUUGGCGUUCCAUGCACAGCCAGGGGCGUGCACUGUUCUCACUGAUGAUCAGGCACCUCGGCGACGACAUCAACACGUACUCGCUGCGGGAAGCCGAGUUCAUGUGCAACUCCAUCGUCGCCUUCAACUUCGGUGACGGGCACCUGCACGACGCGAAGUUGAUCGCCGCCAUUCAGCGUCGCUGCAAUUUCGCGCCCGGCGAGUUCCUGGUGACCUGGAUCGAAUCGCAGCCCAUCCACAAGGGAACGCAGGAGUACCAGGUGAUCGACGCCGCUCUCGGCGUCAUCGAACGAGGUACUUUCAAGGUCGCCGACGCAGUUGCCGAACAACCGUGGUUGCCGAACGGGCCCAUUCCGUUCGACGUUCAGUGGACACUGGACGUACGGGCCGACCGCGCGGCAACAGAUCCGCAGGUUGUCUCCGAGCCGAAGAUGCGUACGAGGGCCAGCGGUAGCGAGCAAGAGGUGAGUAAG
Molecule: messenger RNA, 2511 nt
Organism: Mesorhabditis spiculigera
Lineage: Eukaryota; Metazoa; Nematoda; Chromadorea; Rhabditida; Rhabditidae
Source: the annotation of a GenBank genome assembly